Oppia nitens is the source of this 1819-nucleotide messenger RNA. It is a transcript of the gene APP-BP1, whose product is annotated as NEDD8-activating enzyme E1 regulatory subunit-like. Gene Ontology annotation, biological process: protein ubiquitination; DNA damage response; ubiquitin-dependent protein catabolic process. The record is from RefSeq and is a predicted model, not a curated record. Gene Ontology annotation, cellular component: nucleus; cytoplasm. Bases 128 to 1819 code for a protein of 563 amino acids. The transcript has 4 exons. Gene Ontology annotation, molecular function: ubiquitin activating enzyme activity; NEDD8 activating enzyme activity. NCBI's taxonomy places the organism in Eukaryota, Metazoa, Arthropoda, Arachnida, Sarcoptiformes, Oppiidae.
AGCGCUGAACUUACAGUUAAAGCAAUGAAUGUUUGCAAUCAUUUGUAUAAACAGUUUGACAUUUGAUUCAUUGAAUUCACAAAUUAUACGAAACACCGACUAUUGUGACCACUUUUGACCGCAAAUUAUGAGACCCGUGACUGAAAGUGCCGUUCAAUCGCCCAAAAGUCCGAAAUCACCCGAAAGUGAGAAAAGCAAACGAUAUGACCGACAAUUGCGUCUUUGGGGAGAUUCAGGACAACAGGCGUUGGAGUCCUCACAUGUCUGUCUCGUCAACGCAAAUGCUUUGGGCACUGAAAUACUUAAGAGUUUAGUUUUACCCGGCAUUCGGGCCUUUACUAUCAUUGACAACAAUAUUGUCACCGAAGAGGAUGUCGGUAACAACUUUUUCUUAUUGACUGAAGACUCAAUUGGCAAAAAUCGAGGAAAAGUUACCACAGAAUUGUUGGCUCAAAUGAAUAACGAUCUCAAGAAAGGCGACUAUUUAGACGAAUCAUUGGAAUCAGUAUUGGAAUCAAAUGCCAACUUCUUCAGCAAUUACUCACUUGUCAUCGCAUGUGAUAUCAAUAAUGAAAAAUCGUUGAAUCGAUUGAGUCAAGUCUUAUGGCAAACUAAUGUGCCGUUAAUUGUCUGCAAAUCAAUUGGUUUUAUCGGUUAUAUUAGACUUCAAAUACUUGAACAUACAAUCAUUGAGUCACAUCCAGACAACACUUUUGAAGAUUUAAGACUUGAUGAACCAUUUGAUCAAUUGAAGCAAUAUUUAGAUUCUUAUGAGAGCUUUGAGCAAAUGUCUCGUAAAGAUUUAUCUCACACACCAUUUCUUGUGAUUCUUUAUAAAUAUCUUAUAAAGUGGAGACAAGACUACAACAGAGAUCCUAAAGAUUUACCCAAAAAUUUUAAAGAAAAAAACGAAUUAAAAGCAAUUAUUCGCAAUGCUAUGGAUUCACUAAGAGAUGCCAUCAGAUCUAAAUCAGGUGACGAAGACAUGAAAGAUUUGGAUUUAGAGAACUUUGAAGAAUCGAUUAAAGCUAUAAAUACCGUAUUUGUUGUCUCAGAUUAUAUCCCAUUAGAAGUUAAAUCUCUUAUCAAUGAUACAAAAGUCUUGUCCGAUGAGACCAAUGAUUCUUCAUUUUGGGCGCUAAUCAAAGGAUUGAAACAAUUUAUAGCAAAAAAUAAUUGUUUGCCAUUAAGAGGAACUCUUCCCGAUAUGACAUCAGAUUCUUUCAAAUAUAUAACAUUACAACAGAUAUAUAGAGCCAAAGCUAAAGAAGACGCCGAAAAUGUUUAUAAUAUAAUACAAAUGCUACCGAAAGCCCAUAAUUUGAAUUUAACAGAAAAUGAUGUCCAAUUGUUUUGCAAAAACACUCAAUUCUUGCGAGUUGUCGGUACCUCUGAUAUCGAGUCUGAACUCAACGGUAAAGCACUGAAACAAAUUGUAAACACCAUUGGAAUAGCUGAUGAAGACACUGAAGACGAUGCUCUUCGAUAUUAUUUGUUGAUGCGUUUGGUCGACAAAUUCUACUCAAUUCACAAUCGAUUUCCCGGUGAUCGCAAUGAUGAGGUCGAGAGUGAUAUUGCUAUUCUUCGUCAAUAUCUUAAAGAUUUAUCUAACGAUUUGGGCACCAAUUCACUGAUUAAGGAUGACUUGAUUCAUGAAAUUUGCCGUUACGGAGGUUCUCAGUUACACACAGUCUCUGCUUUUAUUGCCGGCUGUGCCGCACAAGAAGUCAUCAAAAUACUGACCUCACAGUACGUUCCCAUUGAUAAUACAUUUGUUUAUAAUGGUAUGACUUGUGUGACAAAGACUUAUAAACUUUGA